UAAGAGCGAAGUAAGAUGGCAGCGUCCAUUAUGUGUCAGUCCAGGCUAAGCUGAGUGAACUGUGAAGGCUUGAAGUUGAACUAAAUAUAACUAGUUUUCAUAUUAAUAUUAUCAUGGAGUAAACUUUCCCUUAUUGCAUUAUGCGUUUCCAUAUUAAAUCAAUUAUGGCUGUAUUCGUCGUGUUGUGUGCGUGCUACCUUCUGUACACACUCGCUCAGAGCAAGAAUGAAAAUAGAAAUGCAUCUCAGAGAUCAAAGGAAAAUAUCAUAGGAAUAGACUCAGGCUUCAAUGAUGAUGUACGUGAGUUGCCACCAAUUCAGGCUGGACCAAGCUACAACUCUAAAGCUAUCCCUAUAGUGAUAGCAUCAGACAAAGUUACGUUGCCUGGAGCUAUAGCAACAAUAAACAGCAUUGUGCAGCAUACCAAUCAUUCUGUGAAGUUUUAUUUAGCAACAUCGCAUCAAAGUUAUGACCACUAUAGAGCAUGGUUGGCAAACACAAAGUUGCGAAAUGUACAACGAUUAAUCAGGAUUUUUAAUGAAGACCUCGUUAAGGGAAAAAUAAAAGUUCGUGGAGGCAGGGAGGUCUUAGGCAGUCCGAUGAACUAUGCUAGAUAUUUUGCUCCUCAACUAUUUCCUGAGAUACGGGGUCGAAUGGUAUACAUUGAUGAUGACAUCAUUGUCCAGGGUGACAUCGCUGAGCUCUACAACACGGAUCUCGGAGAGGGGCACCUGGCAGCAUUUGCUGAAGACUGCCAUUCGACAUCGAAACGCUUCAGUUUCUACCCGACUACGUACAGCAGCUACGUGAACUUCAGGAACGCCCAUGUGAAGGCCCUGAACAUCGAUCCGGAAGCGUGUUCAUUCAACACGGGCGUCUACGUCGCCGACGUAGCCGCCUGGAAGCGCGAGAACAUCACUGCCGAACUCGUGCGCUGGAUGGAGCUGAAUACUAGAGAGGAUAUUUAUGGAAAUCAGAAGGGUGGUGGGGGUUCGCAACCUCCCAUGAUGAUCGUGUUCUAUAAUCGCUACUCAACUCUCGAUCCUCUCUGGCAUGUCAGAAGCCUGGGCCUAUCUGCAGGCACCAGGUACUCAUCUGAAUUUGUUCACAAUGCGAAACUUCUACACUGGAGCGGACCACACAAGCCGUGGGAGCGGGUGGCUGCCUUCCAAGAGAUCUGGGACAAAUACUUCAUUCCAGAUCCAUCGAAGAAAUUUAAGCUGCUGCGUCGGAAGUCGAGCUAGCUCGCGGGGGGAAACAGAGUCACUCGCUGCACACACGUCUCCUCUCGAGAUCACACACUGAAAGGACCGGCGUUGGGCGAAAGAAAUCCGAUUACCAGUUACGAUCUCGGGGUCAUUCUGUUAAAGGACCAGCGUUGGGGGAAGGAAUCUAAUUACCAGUUAAGACGUGAUGUGAAAUCAGGUGCCAUCUUCUGCAGUCAAUGAAUAUACACACUUUUAUGUACAAGGUGAUGUCAAGGUUAUAUGGACGACGUCCAUGUACCAUAUAAGGUUGAACAUUUCUUUCGAAUUUCAUGUUGUUGUGCAGGUGAUGGAAAAACGGUUCACUCCACUCGACAGAAUAAAAUUCCUUGUAAUGUGCGUUCAGAGUUAUACGAGUGGAAAUUAUGAACUUGAAUAUUUGUAUGUAGGUAUUAGUCUUGUCAUUAUUGAUAUUUUUUACAUCAUGGCUGUGCCAUCACUUUUUUAUACUCAAAAUGUGAAAUGAAGUUAUAUAAAGUAUUUUAGUAUCCUUGCCAAAUUUGUAGCUUUAUUUAUAGCCAACAAUUUAUUAAAACAACUCUAUAUAUACUUUACUUAUAGAAUCCUUUGUACCUGAUAUACAAACAGCUUCGAAUCGAUUUUUGUAUGGUAACAGUUGAAAUUUAUCAUGAUGUACAUCCUCGUUGAAAUUUUAUACAUUCACUUGCACAAGAUUUCAUGUUGCAAUUUGCAUUGUAGAGUAAUAUACGGUUAUCGGUUUGCUUCCAAUUGCCCAACAUAUACAUAACCAGCAUUUGUAAAAUGAUGACAAAAAACAAUAUGAUCAAUUAAUAGGUUUGUCAUGUAACUUUUGUGAGAAUGUUUCUGUGGUUUCGUGCAAUUUUGAGGCAUACAGAGGCCGUGGUUGUGUCUGUUUUAAUAAUAAAUUAUAUCAUGACUA
Messenger RNA from Priapulus caudatus, 2166 nucleotides. RefSeq names its product glycosyltransferase 8 domain-containing protein 1-like. The coding region runs from base 141 to 1244 and encodes 367 amino acids. The record is from RefSeq and is a predicted model, not a curated record. NCBI's taxonomy places the organism in Eukaryota, Metazoa, Priapulida, Priapulimorpha, Priapulimorphida, Priapulidae. Gene Ontology annotation, cellular component: Golgi apparatus. The transcript is spliced from 8 exons. Gene Ontology annotation, molecular function: glycosyltransferase activity.